AUGCGUAAGAAUAGAAAUGAUGAUGAUGAUGAUGAAUUGUUUGAAAUAUAGAAAUAGAAAUAGAGGAAGAAAUCAAUAAAUAGAAAAAGAUCAUCUCGUCGAUUAAAGAAAGUUGAUGAUGAAAAUGAUGAUGAUUAUACACCUGAAGUAUAAAAUGAAUCAUCUUCUUCUGAACUUCAACCUAGUUCUGAAGAUGAGAAACAAAACAAAAAAAAACAAUCACAUAUUAGUGUAAAAUCAAAGGGAACAAGAUAAAAGAAACAACCUAAAAAGAUUGAAUAAUAACAACAACAACAAGAAUAAAAUUAAGAAGAAUAAUAACAUAACAAAGGAGAUGAAGAAUUUUAUAAAUUAGCUGAAUAAUCAUUGCCCAUAUUUAUGCAACCUGAACACAUUCGAGAUUCAGAAGGAAGACGACCAGAUGAACCAAAUUAUAAUCCAUCCACAAUUGAUAUUCCAAAUGAUCAAUAUUAAAGAUUACCACCUAUGUUUAGAUAAUAUUGGAAUGCAAAGAAAAACUAUUUAGAUUCAAUUGUAUUUUUUAGAUGUGGUAGAUGGAUUGCUGUAAUGUAUAAUGAUGCCAUUAUUAUUGCUAAAAUGUUCAAUCGUUAUUUAGGAUUCUGGGGAAAAGAUAGACCAUGUGUAACAGUUUAUGAUAAUCAAUUACCUAUAUAUUAAAGAGCAUUGUUAGAUAAAGGAUAUAAAGUGAUUAUGAUUGAAUAAAUGGAGAAAGCAGAUGUUGCUAAUAAAGAGGAUGGAGAAGUUGUAAGAAGAGAAAUAACUUAAAUGAUAAGUAGAGGUACUUUGUAAGAUUUAGGAGACACAGAAACUUAUGAAUAAAGAAAUCUAUUAGUAUUAAUAUGUUCAAAAGCACCUGUCAAUUUAAAAGGUCAUACAUAUGUUUAUGGUGUUUCUAUUGUUGAUUGUACUACUAAUAACUUUUCAUUUGAUUAAUUUUUUGAUGAUGCUUAAUCUAAUCAUCUUAGAUCUAUUAUUUAUAAUACAAAACCUGUUGAAGUCAUUUUAUGUAAGACUCCACCUGAAAUUGAAAAGAUUUUCAAGUAAUUUUAAUUAUUAUAUAUAAUUUUAGAAGUAUAUGUAAUCCUACUAUUAUACUUUACAAAAAAUCAUUCAAAGAUUGUGAAUACAUUUUCAAAUAAUUAAAAAUUGAAUAUAUGGAAUUAUGUAAAGGAAAAAAUAAUUAAAAUUCUAAAUUAUUUGAUGGUAUUAUUGUACCUACUCAAAAAGAUCAAUCUGAAUAAAAAAUAGAUAUUGAUAUAAAUUAAGGAUUGUAUUCAGAUUCAAAAUAAGAAAUUAAAGAAGAAAAAUGUGUUGAAAAUUAUUAAUUAAGUUAAGAUUAUCCUAAUCUAUUAAUAGAAUUGGAAAAACAAUAUUAUCAUGAAAAAAAGUAAUUAGAUAAAGAAGAUGAUGAAUCUACCUUUUAUUCUUAUUAUUAUUCUGUAUAAUCUUUUUAUCUCUUAUUAUGUUAUCUAAGAUAACUAUUAAUUAGUGAUUCAGUUUACAGAAGAGGUAAAUUCAAUUUUCUUGAUUCCAAUUUUACUCAUAACACUCAUCUUUAUUUAGAUUCCUAAGCUUUAGAAAGUUUGGAAAUAUUUAAUGUUAAUCUUUAAACUAAAAUCACUACUACAGGUAGUCUAUUUGAUUAUCUAAAUCGAUGUGCUACUAAUCCUGGUAAAAGACUCCUUACAAAAUGGGUAUAGAGUCCAUUAUAAAAUUAUAAAUUAAUUAUAGAGAGGUAAGAAUGUGUAUAAGAAUUAUGUACUUUUAUACCUAAAUGUUUUGAAUUCUAAAAAAGAAUUAAAUCAUUACCAGAUUUGGAACGUGCUAUUAUUAAAUGUUUCAAUACUAUUCAUUCUCAUAAAUUAAAAGCUGUCCCUAUUACUGGAGGUGAAAGUUUAGGUAAAACUAAAUUGAAAGAAAUUAAAAAUGUUUUAAGUAAUAUCAGAUAGGCUGCUGAAGUAUUUAAAAUAUUUGAACAAGAUAUUAAAUAAUUUAAAUCUAAAAAAUUGAAGGAAAUCUUAAAUUAUAAAUAAAAUACACAAAUUUUGAAAAAAUCACUUGAUGAAUUAGAAAAAUGUUUAAUUAUGGAUGAUAAUGAACCAAAACCUGUUAAAGGAGUCAGUCCAGAAUAUGAUCAAACAUUAGAUAAGUUAAAUGAUAUUUAUGAUUCUCUUUAAGAUGAACUUGAAAAGUGGAAAAAGAAAUUAAAAUGUCCUGACAUUGUUUAUACUCAUGCAAGAAUACGAUAUUAAUUAGAAAUACCUGAAAAAUAUUUAGAAGGCAAUUAAAAACCAAAAGAAUUAAUUAUUACAUCUAAAAGACAAGGAUAUCAAAGAUUUUAAACUACUUUUAUAGAAGAAUAAUUACAUUAAUUAAGAAAAGUAGAAGAUGAAAUAUCCUAAAAAUUAUUACCAUUUAUUAAUGAAUAUUUCACUAAAUUUUAUUCAUAUAGAAAAGAAUUCUUUUAAUUGAUAUCAUAUCUCUCAGAAGCUGAUUGUUUGUAUAUUAUAUAUAUUUUAUUCUUAGAAUUUCCUUAGCCUAAGUUUCAAAUGAAUAAAGAGUUUCUUGUUUUCCAUAAAUUUAUCAAGAUGAUAAUUAAAGAGAUUGUGAAUUGAUUGAAGCAUAUCAUCCUUGUUUAUUGUAAAAUAGAGAUAUUGAAUGGAUACCAAAUACAAUUAAAUUUACUGGCUCUAUUGAUACACUUUUACUAACAGGUCCAAAUAUGAGUGGAAAAUCAACUUUAUUAAGAUUAAUUGGUGUUUCUAUUAUUUUAGCCUAAAUUGGAUGUGCAGUACCAGCCUAAUCUUUUUCAUUGACUCCUUUUGAUAGGAUCUUCUGUAGACUUGGAGCCUCAGAUAGAUUAUUAGAAGGAAAGUCUACUUUCUUUAUUGAACUUGAAGAAACUAAAACUAUAUUAGAUAAUUGCACAUCAAGAAGUUUAGUUAUAAUAGAUGAAUUAGGAAGAGGAACUUCAACAUAUGAUGGUGUAGCAUUGGCUUCAGCUGUUCUUAGAUUCUUAUCAGAAAAAAUCAAACCUAUGACUCUCUUUGCUACACAUUAUCAUAUUUUAUUGGAUGAAUUUGCAUUGUUUAAGAAUAUCAAAUAGUGUGUUAUGUAACAUUAUUAAGAAAAAGAUUAAGUUAUUUUUAAAUACAAAUUAAUUGAAGGUAUUGCAGAAAAGAGUUUUGCAACUAAUGUAGCAUAAAUAGCAGGUGUUCCUAAAGAUGUCAUUAAAAAAGCUAAAUAGAUGGAAACUAAGAUCACUAAAGAGGAAUCCAAGAUUAAUAAAAAUAGAGAGAUACUUAAAAAAUUUAAUCAAAUUAUAAAAUAACUAUUUUGA
Molecule: messenger RNA, 3361 nt
Organism: Paramecium pentaurelia
Lineage: Eukaryota; Ciliophora; Oligohymenophorea; Peniculida; Parameciidae
Source: the annotation of a GenBank genome assembly